This is a messenger RNA of Protopterus annectens (West African lungfish), 3093 nucleotides long. RefSeq names its product adaptor related protein complex 3 subunit sigma 1 (gene AP3S1). Bases 289 to 777 code for a protein of 162 amino acids. Gene Ontology annotation, cellular component: membrane coat; intracellular membrane-bounded organelle; AP-3 adaptor complex. The transcript has 7 exons. The record is from RefSeq and is a predicted model, not a curated record. Lineage: Eukaryota; Metazoa; Chordata; Ceratodontiformes; Protopteridae. Gene Ontology annotation, biological process: intracellular protein transport; Golgi to vacuole transport.
GCCAGCGAAGCGGUUUGACCCUCGCGAUUUGCCGUCGCUGGCCGCAGCUACAGUUGCUAAUGCUGCUGCUGAAAGCGAUGCUCCUGCUUCUCCUGACGUGGAGUAUUUCCGCUUCUUGCCUGUGUAUCCCGUGGUGAGAAUAGUCUUACAGUGAAAACAAGUUAUUUGGACACUACUUUAAACGAACCUGGAUUAUUAUCUUCCUCAUCCGUGAUUUUAGCUUUCUUCUCGUGUCCACCUCUUUUUUACUUGGUUGUGUAGGCAAUACGGUUGACGUACUUGAACACCAUGAUUAAAGCCAUUCUCAUCUUUAAUAACCAUGGCAAACCACGACUGUCUAAGUUCUAUGAACAUUACACUGAAGAUACACAGCAGCAAAUCAUUAGGGAGACGUUUCACUUAGUAUCAAAGAGAGAUGAAAAUGUCUGUAAUUUCUUGGAAGGAGGAAUGUUAAUUGGGGGCUCUGACAAUAAACUCAUUUAUCGACAUUAUGCCACGCUGUACUUUGUCUUCUGUGUGGAUUCUUCAGAAAGUGAACUUGGAAUUUUAGAUUUAAUUCAGGUAUUUGUGGAAACGCUAGACAAAUGUUUUGAGAAUGUAUGUGAACUGGACUUAAUUUUCCAUGUAGACAAGGUCCAUAAUAUUUUGUCAGAGAUGGUGAUGGGAGGUAUGGUGCUAGAGACAAAUAUGAAUGAAAUUGUUACUCAGGUUGAUGCACAAAAUAAACUAGAGAAGUCUGAGACCUUUAUCUUUCAGUCUCCCAGACAGGACAGGUAGAUACAGCUGCUUCAUUAUUUCCUGCUUAUGGUUUUCAUCUCUGAGGCACUUGAAAAAACAUUGAGGAUACCAUAAAUUUUAAAUAUAAGCUGCCACUAGGACUGUGUCUGAGUUGCAUUUCAGCCUCCUUUACCUGCAGGGCUUCUGGUCAGAUGCAUAUCCACUCGGAAUGAUGUUAAAAAAACAAAUCUCUAUGCAAAUGAAAGCCAUCGGAAGAGAACAUGGAAUGCUCUAGGACAGAAGUUCCUGUUUUGAAGAGUUUAGUUCUGUUGUUUCCUAGUCAUUUACAGUAACACUGGAAGUACACUACCUUGAGACUCUGUUAAGGACAUAUAUAUGUAGGAUUACUAACCUUUUAGAUGUAGAAAUUCUGAACAAAUGUUUCUUGUUUAUUAUGAAGAGUGGGUUAUGGGCUGUCCAUUUUCACUUGAUUAUUUUUACUCCAUUUAACUAGCUACCUUGAAUGUUCCUGUUCCCGGUCACUAGCUGUGCUAUGUGUUAUACUUCUACAACAUAAAUGUUCUGGCUAUAUGUUAUUCUGUAAUCAAGAUGGCUGAGAGCUGUGCUUGCUUCUACUAUUGUUGCUGCUGUAUGCUUGUCUAAGAGUGUAGAUGCUACAGCACAGACUUAUGUCACUGGAUACACUCCCAAGUCAUACUGCUCAAUUUUGGCAUUGUAUCUCUGAACGUGUGCAUUACUUAUGGAUUCAGAUGUAACAUAACUAAGCAUGUUGUAGCAUUAUUAGCCAAGAUGCAGAUGUUUGUUGCCCUGGUAUGCCACAAAAUACUGCAUUGCGCUAAUGAGUAUGGCAUAAGUCACUGCGAGACACAUUAGGUGGUUAAUGAACAUUAGCUGUUACUAGAAAUCAGACAGUUGUAGGAAUUUAAGAGGUUGGAUGAUAUUGAAUACCUGCUUCUAAACAUUUUUUGAUCCAUGUAAAAAAUCCAGUGAGAAUGUCAAAUUCUGACUUUUACUGCACCAUUAAUUAUCUUUUCUUGUUAUGUAGUAUCUUGUGACAUGCCACUGAUAAGAUUUGCAUCCCGACUGUUGCCACUGUAUAUCUUUUGUACUAUUUUGAUUAAUGUAUGAAGUUAUUCAGUUUACAAACUCAAAAAAUCAGCACAGUGAUGAACUAUGGGCUAAGCAGUUGUGCACAGAAAGCUUUCUGACUAAUCCUCUUUCUAAACAAUGGAAAAUCAAAAAUUAUGCUUUCACCCCACCAUGGCUUUUAUGCUUCAUUGUAGCUGACGGGUUUAUUCUUCAUUCUAAUACUGUCAUGUCACUUUUUCUUGAUAUUUGUUGCUGACCUGUAAGUGUUCAAGAAAACCUAUUUUUUAUUUGUAAGAAGAGAUUUGUUGAGCUAAAUGUCAUGCUUAUAUAUUUUUAAUUCACAUAAAGUGUAAAGUGAUGUAAAAUUUUACAACUUUCCUUACAUAUGCAAGUUUAUCCAGUAACUCAAUGGGAGUGGGUUGCCAAAAUACAUCUUUGAGUAGAAUUUCAUAUUUGAAUCUGUUUUCACAUAAUGCCACACCAUGUCUUUUCAAAAUGGGUACAGUGCUUAGUUGGCAACAUAAAGGCUUGAUUCUACAGCUUUCUUUUUGACAUAAUAAAAUAAUUGUAUUAUUUUCAUGUGAAGUUAACACACAAUUUCCAGCUUCAGAAAUGACACGUGUUAGGUGGAACAGCCCCACAGUAGUUUUCUCAGUCUUCUAGUUCAUGGAGAAAAGUGAAGCUUACCUGCUCUUCCCUACUGUUUUAAUGUGUUAGCUUGACAUUGUAAGAAUUGUUCAGAAGUAUUUAAUAGAAAGGAUAAGUAGGUUAUAUAGAAAAAAAAUAGCAGUCCCUUGAGAAUACAUUCAGGGUAGUUCUGUAGUUAGCAGAACAUAGCAUUUUAUAUGUUGAGUAUUUUGUCUGUGUAGAUGAUAUUAGAAUUUGUAGACUAAAAUAUUGUACAGACUUGUAAUAUAUGUACGUACUGUUUUCUCUCAGACCUUGCUCUUUCCUUUCAGAAUUAUUUUGAUUCCUGCUUCCAAAUCAUAAAAUAUUGUGAAUGCAUUUUCUACAGGCUGAUGCAUGCAAGUCUUUUCUGAUUUUCUCAUGACAGCUUACACCUAUGCAUUUAUCGCUUGCUAUUUAGACUGCAAUGAAGAUAUUUGAUAACGUGCUUUUUUUAUUUUUACAUCUCUGUCUUCUCGUUGCAUUUGCUGCAUGAGCUUUCUACUAACCAGUGAGCUUUGACAACGAUUUGUUUAAAAUAAUGCCCGAGUGCAACAUACUGUGGUGUGCCAUUGUAUAAAAUGUCUUGAUUAUCAAAAA